This is a messenger RNA of Lachancea dasiensis, 2019 nucleotides long. The record is from the annotation of a GenBank genome assembly. NCBI's taxonomy places the organism in Eukaryota, Fungi, Ascomycota, Saccharomycetes, Saccharomycetales, Saccharomycetaceae.
AUGGCUCUAAAUGAAAGCCGAAAACGUACAAUACCAUGUACAGGCUGCAAGAGGAAUAAAGUGAGAUGUCAGUAUGUGGAGGGCCAGCCUUGCGAGCGAUGUGCCAAGUUUAAGCUCAAAUGCUAUUUUCCAGAUCAUCGGUACGGUGGAAGCGAAGCGUUCUCUACCGUAUCACAACCAGAACACCAGAUGGUGCCGCCAUCUAUUUUGCCGCAUUUUAACGCGCCCGGUGGCCAUCAGCGGGAAGCCGGAUGGGCCGGCUCUGUGGAUAACCGUAUUUCAACAUUAGAAAGCGCUUUGGAAUCGGUCCUCUCAAUCCUUCAAACCAGUCAGUCACAGCAACAGCAACAGAUGGACUUCUUGCAGCUGCAAUUUCAAGAGCGCCACUCAUCGUCUGUGGAUCAACCUUUCAUGCUCCCGAGCGCCAAGGAGCCUUAUAGAGAAACGGAUAAGUACCCUCUUCUAGGUUAUCGAGAAACUUUAGACGUCCAGGUAUCAGAGACACUAUCGCAGGAAGAUGCCAGAGAGCUUGUUCGGCUGUUUAGGGAAACAUUAGCGCCUCGACUGUUUGGUUACGACAUUGGUAUUCUGGAUGUGGAUGCUAUGUGGAAAUCGUCGUCUCUUCUUCUAUUGUCGAUAUGCACUGUCGCGUGUCCACACCACACCUCACUUAAGUCAAAAUUUGAUACUCUGAAUCUGAAGUUUAAAUUUCUAGCGUCUCAAUGCUUAACAUGUGAGAUUCCAGUGAAACAAGUUGAGAAUACCGUGCUGGCGCUCCUGAUCGGCGCUCUAUGGCUAGAAUCCAGCCAGAUGUUCACUUCAAUCGCUAUUCAACUAGCCCGUAUCCACAGAAUAGAUCAGCAAAAUCCAAGUCAUUCCAUUUUGCAAUCAAAACGAUUUCACCGACUGUGGUACUUACUAUACAUCGUUGAUGGAAACCAGAAUCUAACUUUCGAAAAGAGCCCGUCUAUCCAUGAAAGAUCAGAGCAACUGCUUCAGAAUGCGAGAAGAGAUAUAGUGAGUAACCUCGUAGAUCCCUUAGUUCGUAAGAUUCUCAACGAGAAUCAGGACUCAAAGGAUAAAGUGGUCAACAACAGACAAUUAGAGCUUUUAAAUGAAGUUGAGACCCACAAAGUUCCUAUUUCCCCCACGUCUUUGAACGAUCUGAGAAUACUGGGCCAAGUAGAAUAUCAUAUGGCCGUGGAGAGCAUUUUCUCUUUCAAUCCCAUGCAGACAUCGAACACCAAUGAAGCUCUAGAGUCUGCCAUGUUCAUUCUUCAACCUUCAAAUUUUGGAAUCCCUUGGGAAAGCAAUUUAAAGUUAGAUAGGUGGAUGAUAUCGUGGACCAUAACUUUACAGAACCUCGAUUUUCAAAGCGAUCCAUGGUCAUUAAAAGCUACACUGCUGUACUAUAAUUUUGCGCGAAUGCAUAUAAAUGCAAAACCAUUGUUGGCCAGAGGAAAGUCUUCAAUGUUCGAUGUCGCCAAUAAGGACUUUGUGAGCUUAUGGCAGUCAUCUUCUGCUUGUAGUAUCAGUGAUGACGAUCCAAGUUCACUAGUUGAUGCUUCUCACGAGAUAUCUCGAUCUGCCGCCUAUUCGUUACUUCGACUGGCCACUGAGGACAACGACAUCAAAAGUAUUUUUCAAUUCUUACCGAUGCAUGUACAUGUAAUGCUUUACUAUGCGUCGUUAGUCCUGUUGAACCCCGGAGAUAUUAAUGCAGAUAGCUCACAGGUGAGUUGUAAGUCUCUGGCAAUCAGAUAUAAGGUAGUGAUCAAUUUACGAAAGAUGAUUACUGCGGCGCCGCUGUCAGAUCCUCGUCUCCGACAGAAACUUUUAGAUUCCUUAAGCUACCUCCUGGAAGAAUAUAAAAAAAAAUGCAUGGAUUCACUUUCGGAUCCUGAACAUGUUACAUCAAGCCGGGUACAGGAGCUAUUUGAAGACGUCAAGCCUGGGGCCCACGCCUCAAAGCCCAAAGCCAUAUUAGCCUGGCCGGGUACGAAUCCUGGUCACCCUUGA